Messenger RNA from Penicillium cinerascens, 1590 nucleotides. RefSeq lists its product as uncharacterized. The record is from RefSeq and is a predicted model, not a curated record. The transcript is spliced from 4 exons. Gene Ontology annotation, cellular component: precatalytic spliceosome. Gene Ontology annotation, molecular function: nucleic acid binding. Gene Ontology annotation, biological process: mRNA cis splicing, via spliceosome. NCBI's taxonomy places the organism in Eukaryota, Fungi, Ascomycota, Eurotiomycetes, Eurotiales, Aspergillaceae. Bases 1 to 1590 code for a protein of 529 amino acids.
AUGGCUCCCGAGUCAGCCCCGUCAAAAGGGGGAGCGAUGUCGCUGUAUGCCAAUCUACUCGACCCCUCCGCUGAUUCAACCCCUGGGACCAUCUCACGCGCCCCCGUCGUCUUCAAACAAAGCUCCGAGCCCGACGUUCAAUCUGACGAUUCGGCUGCAAAGAAGCAACAAGUCAACGCUGCUUCUCUCCGAUUCCAACCCACCAAGAGACCGCAGUUCGCCAACCAGAAGCCUAGGCCCAAACCUACACUUCCCAAGGCUGCGCCACCUAACCCAGGCCAGGCUACGGCUACCGACCCUGCUGCAGCGCCCGUGAAGACCUCCCUGGCGGACUGGGCAACCACAGAAGAUGAUGAUUACGGGUACUACAUGGGCGAAAAGCGGCAGCGCGGCGGGAGGAAGAAGCGCAAGAAGAACCGCGAGCCACAAGCAGUCAUGCAGGACUGGGGUGAUAUCUAUGAUCCAUCGAGACCGAACAACUAUGAAGAGUACCGGCAUAGUGAUGAGAAGAUUCUCGAAGUUCGCGACUGGAAGGAUCGACUAUAUGCGCAUCGGAUGAGACGCUCGCUGAGCAAGGACUCGGACAGUGACGACUACGACCGACCAAUCAAUCGUAUGCUUACUUUACUCAUGAUGGAAGGGAUUUUGCUGACUUUGUUUCAAGGUCAAUUUGCUCCGCCGAGCAACUUUGCGCCUCCUCCGAACCUCAAUGACAUCCCACCUCCACCCCCAAGCUCUGUCCCCGACGAUCCGUCCGGAGAAGAUGCCUUUGCACGCCGCGCACGCCUGAGCCAACAGCCCAACGCCUACACCCAGACACCACCCCCACCACCCACUGAAGAACCUCCCGCUCCGCCCCCAACACGCCCUCUAGAUGUCUUCCAACCCAACUCAGCAACCAUAUCUCGCGCACCGGUCCGCUACACACUCCCACCGCCUCCAGAAGGCAUUCCAGCUUCCGAAGCCGAACUGGAAGAAGUCCUCGCUCAGGAACAAACCGCGGAAAAUGAAAACGAGAACGAAUCCGGCUCGGACGCACCUCGCUCUUUGCGUCCAGGCCAGAAGGGCUUCGCAGAGCGUUUACUCUCCAAAUACGGCUGGACCAAGGGAUCCGGACUCGGAGCCACCGGCUCUGGUAUCGUCAAGCCGCUACAAGUAAAGGCCGAGAAGCGGAAGAAGAGACCCGACUCUGAGGGCGGAGGAUUCGUGACACCCGCUGGACGGGGCACGAUCAUCGGCGGGAAGAAGAAGGGCGGUGAUGAUACAGGGAAGUUUGGACCUAUGAGUGAAGUCAUCAUUCUCAAAGGGAUGUUGGAUGGAAUGGACCUUGAAGAUGAGUUGCAUACUGCUGAGGGUGGUGGCUUGAUGCAGGAGAUUGGGGAAGAGUGCAAUGAAAAGUAUGGGAGUGUGGAGCGAGUUUACAUUGCCCGUGACGUGGGCACACCCAUUCCGGUCUUUGUCAAGUUCACCAGUCCGUUAUCGGCCCUACGGGCUGUAAAUGCUCUAGAAGGCCGGAUCUUCAACGGGAAUGCCAUUCAGGCUCGGUUCUUUGAACGUGAGAAGUUCGAGGAUGGAGUCUAUGUGGACUGA